Salvia miltiorrhiza (redroot sage) is the source of this 1857-nucleotide messenger RNA. RefSeq lists its product as uncharacterized. Bases 554 to 859 code for a protein of 101 amino acids. The record is from RefSeq and is a predicted model, not a curated record. Lineage: Eukaryota; Viridiplantae; Streptophyta; Magnoliopsida; Lamiales; Lamiaceae. The transcript is spliced from 3 exons.
UCCGCUUUCCCCCAAAUCCCAUUCUGCUGCUCCUUCUCUAAUCACCAAACCCUACCAAGCCACUGCUAUGGUAGACGGUAGCGGCAGGCGGAUGAGUGAGAGGAAGAGGAAGAGGCAGAGGGCAGUUUUCUAAUUUCGGUCUUGAGAGAGAGAUUUUGGGUUUCUAUAUCUGGGGGUUUGACCAAUUGAGGGAUGGAGAUGGAGAAAGAGUCGGCGAAGAGGUGAAGAAGGGGGCGGCGACGCGGCAGCCUUGGAAGAGCGGCUGCGGCUGCAGCUGUUCAUGGCGACAGAGGAGAUGGAGACAGAGAGAGUCGGGCGAGAUGUUGAGAGGGAGAGUCGGCAGAUGCAGAUGAUGGUGGGGGUGAAGAACCGCUGGCGAAGCGCCGCCGGUCUUGCUGGAGGUGGUCGGCGGCUUGGGAGAGAGAAAAAGGAUUUCUGUGAGAUUUGAGAGAGAGAGAGAGAGAAAGAAAGAGAAACGCUGGAUGUGGUCAGCCCUAGCUCGAGUUCAAUUCAGUUCCUGUCGUCUUAACACUCUUGCUCCUUCGGAUUCAGCAUGCCGCUCCACUCUUACUUCAACUCGUCGAACAGCUACAAUGCGGAUUUCAUCAUCGAAUUGACUUGUAGAGAGCAGAGUUUACAGGGUAAAAUCGUCAAAUCAGAGUCGCAAAAUCCUUGUGCGUCAUCUCUCCGCAAUUCUAAUUCUUCCGAGUGUGCUAGACAAAGGUUUGCACUUGGUCUUGCAAUGUUAGUUGGCAUGGUUCAUAGCAUUAAAUUAGAGUCCUUGUUAAAGCUAAUUACAACUUUGCUGGAGGUCUCUUCUUCCAUGAAAGGGGUCAGGAGGUUAAAGACUGCUUACUAGGCCGUUUAUUUGCAUAUGGAGCUCUUACAAGAUCGGGAAAGCUUACUGAAGAAUGGAUAUCAGAUAAUAGUAGUGCACUCAUCAAAGAAUUUAACAAAUGUCUUAUUGAUCUUGCAGCUAAGAAACAGUACUUACAAGAGCCUGUUGUUGCUGUUUUAUUGGAGAUAGUGGGAAAGGUAAUCUGUCGUAUUACUUACAGCACAUUAUUAUUUUAUCAUCAUCCUGUGAAGUGGAAUAUUUUUAGCAUACAGUUAACUUGAUAUGCAUUCUGGUGAUCAUGAGGACUAAGUCAAAGACUUUCAGGUUUUUUUUUCCUUUUAAGUUAUCCUUAAGAUUUAUUCUUCUGUAAUUACUCUAUUAGUCUAUUAGAUCAUGCUGGGACAUAACUCGCAUAUUCUUCACAAAUUUAUAUGUAACCAGUUUAUGUAUUAGUUAUAAGCUUUCCUGUGUAUCAUAUCUUCGUAUGAUUGUUCAAUUAUUGGUUUCCUAUCCUUGACUAGAUAUUGUCCUAUAUUUUUGUCAUGGUUUAGUUGCCUGAAGGUACUACUCGUAUUUGUUCUCUUAAAUUUUUUUUAUCACUGAUUAAGUGAUAUUAUUUCAAGUUUUUGCUGAUCUACAUGUCUUGAAUAUUGCAGGAGUCUACCUUCUGUCAGCCACGAGUACAUAGUGUAUGGCCUGUUUUGGUUAGUCAUGCAAGAUGUUGAUUCAGCAUCAAGUAUAAUUUCGAGCAAGAAGCACAAAAGAAGUCGUAAGAGUACCCAUCCAAGUCAAAGUAUCACGAGGUAGCUCAGCUUUACAAGGGCAAAGACUUGAGUUUUUUUUGGUUUGUGGUAGUUUUUUUGUCAUUUUUGUUUUCUUUUGACUUUAUAUAGAACUAUUGUACUUAGCAUUUUGAUUAUCUUCGGAUGAUAAUUUUAAUACAAUGUUUGGAUGAUUAAUUAUUUAUAUAAUAUAUGUUUCGAAUUGUAGUAUUUGUUGUAUUUGAGGAUAUUGUAUAA